GAACACUUUUGUGUAUAUUUCUAAACGUAUUUGAACAUUUAAACAUAUAUUUAUGUACUCCAUUAGAUGGUGACUUGUUUGACGAGGCGAUGGACGGAGGUAAUUUCAGCCUGAACAGUCGAGGUGAGGGUGAGGGCAGCCCGGAGCUGUUUGACCUGUCUCGUAUAGGGGACAGUCUGGGGGUCCCCAGCCCUCGGACAUGCCGGACCCCUGAGUCCUUCCUGGGGCCCACAGGGGCCUCCCUGGUCAAUCUGGACAGCCUGAUACCAGCCAACCCCCCAGCCAAGACCAAGAACCCGUUUCUCUCAGGUCUGAGUACUCCAUCUCCCUCAACCCGUUCCAGAGUGAACAGCCUCGUCUCACUCUGAAUCAGAUGCGUCCCAGCUCCACGUCCCCCGUCCCCCCCUCCGGUCCUCCCUCCCUGCCCUACAGUGCUUCUCUGCCCCUGCCCGCCAGCCACCAGCCGGCCAGCCUGCCCUCCUCCCUCACCCAGCCCACCCAUGGAGCCCUGGACAUACCUGGGCUGCCACAGCCCCUGUUACCUCUUUCCUCCAUCUCGUCUCUGGGAGAGGAGCACAGUCAGAAUCCCUUCCUGUGAUGUCUGUCCAUCUGAACUGAAACCGCUACGAUGGAAGACCUGCUGGUGACCUGCUGGGUGUCCACGAGCGGUGACGAUUCAACAUGUGGAAUCGGCAAAAAAUUUCAAGAAAAUGACGGUCGAUGUUUUGUAGUCAGAUGUGACAGGACGCCCACCCAGCUGUCGCACGGCCGGCAAUUCAUGUUGGUCUGUCUGUCCUCUAUCUCUGGUGGAUGGAACAGAGGAAAUAGAAAUGACUCUUAUUAGGUUAUUUUCUGUCAAUCAAACCUCAAGACUCAACAACUGGAAUUCAGACAGAACUGAUAAUCCCCUUAAGUUGUUAUUUUGCUGUUGUUUUUCUCUGGGCUUUAGUACUGUAACCCUUAGAUUGCUUCCUCUGCUACGAUCUGCUCUACCACAACCUGUCCUGUUACUCCUCUCUGCUGAAGAGAGUGAUGGAGAGGCCUCUGCUCUGGUCUGCUCUACCACAACCUGUCCUGUUACUCCUCUCUGCUGAAGAGAGUGAUGGAGAGGCCUCUGCUCGGGUCUGCUCUACCACAACCUGUCCUGUUACUCCUCUCUGCUGAAGAGAGUGAUGGAGGCUACUGCCUCUGCUCGGGUCUGCUCUACCACAACCUGUCCUGUUACUCCUCUCUGCUGAAGGGAGUGAUGGAGGCUACUGCCUCUGCUCGGGUCUGCUCUACCACAACCUGUCCUGUUACUCCUCUCUGCUGAAGUGAU
Molecule: messenger RNA, 1318 nt
Organism: Oncorhynchus gorbuscha (pink salmon)
Lineage: Eukaryota; Metazoa; Chordata; Actinopteri; Salmoniformes; Salmonidae
Product: epsin-3-like
Exons: 2
Coding region: 90-368 (92 amino acids)
Source: RefSeq, a predicted model, not a curated record